Messenger RNA from Triticum urartu, 2751 nucleotides. Lineage: Eukaryota; Viridiplantae; Streptophyta; Magnoliopsida; Poales; Poaceae. The record is from RefSeq and is a predicted model, not a curated record.
AUGGUCGUCCCCGCGGCGGCAUCUCCCAAUCUUUACUUGCUCGACCUCGUCAAAACCGGCAGCAGGUUCAUCGACCGUGGCCUCGUUCUCGCGGACGGCCAGGUGGACAACAUCUAUCUCCCUGUCGACACUUUCAAGCUCCUGCGAAUCGAUGACAGUGUUGAGUACAAGAACGUCGGCGACAUCAAGGUGGUCGACAGGAGCCACCUGUAUCCUGGACAGGUGGUCGGGUCGGCAUCCGACAUGGGCGGCCAGAUCGGCGUCGUCACCGGCGUCAACACCGUGCUCAGCCUAGCCAAGCUCGACAACAACGGCGUGCCGACCAAGGUCAUCAGGGGGGUGUCCCCGUCUAGCCUGCGGCGCGUCAGGAGCAUCAACCUUGGCGACUUUGUCGUGUUCGGGCCGUGGCUCGGCCGUGUGGUCGAGGUGUCCAUCAACGUCGAUGUGUUGUUCGAUGACGGAGCCGUUUGCAGGAUCAGAGACGCGGAGUCCACGAACCUGGCGAGAGUGCAUGAAAGCGGCAGCAUGGUGACCAUGCAUCGCCGCCAAAUGAACAGUGUAUUACACCAGGGGCAGCACGUCAGCUUGCCAGGCGCUUGUUCACUCUUCAAGGAUGCUCGCUGGCUUAAUGGGUACUGGCAUCCUUACCGACAAGUAGGCACCAUCAUGAAGGUGGAGACGUCCGGCGUCCUCGUCUACUGGGUUGCAUCCAGGCAUUGUGGCACCGACAAGGGGCUAGUGGACGCAUCCGCUCUUCCAGCCUACCAGAACCCAGACGAUCUUACGUUCUUCUGCGCCUCGUACAAUUGCUGCUGGGGGCUUGCUGACCGCUGUUUUUUUAUAGAAACUAGUUCCACCAAAGAGGAUGCAGCUUGUGCUCCUAAUCAACACCAUGAUGAUGAUGAUGAUGAGGAGGAGGAGGAGGAGGAGGAGGAGGAGGAGGAGGAGGAAUACAAUGCAUGCUCACAAGAAAACCAAGAGAAGGAUGAGAGGUUUUAUCGAAAGCAGCUAAGGAAGGUCGCCUUUGAGGGCCAUAGACGGGUGCAACGGCCACAAGUCAUGAGACAUGUGGAGGUGGAGUUUCCCAUGCUUGUCGCCGACACAUGCACCACCGUCGACGUGCUGUGGCAGGACGGCACACGGCAACAUGGCAGACCUUCAUCGACCGUCGUUCCCUUUGGGAUCUGGAAUGAGCAAGAGUUCUUCCCGGGACAGCAUGUUGUCGCCAACGUUUUUCCUAUUAGUGCUGCCGUUGAAGCUACUGGUGACCAUGAUGUGACAACUACUAGUGUCAACAAUGACAUUGUUGCGUCCGGAACUGGACCAACGGUGCGUGUGGGCAUCGUCAAGAGCCUGCAAUACGAGGACCAGACGGUUUGUGUAUCAUGGUUCAAGACGUCAGGGCACCCAGAUGAGGUUAGGGAGGUCGACUGCGACCAAACCGUCAGUGCUUACGACCUAAAAUUGGACUCUAACCACUCUGCUUACUAUGGUGAUAUUGUCAUUCAUAUCCUACCAUCGGGACCAACAGAUGACGGUGGAAGUGCACCCUUGUUACGGGGAAACAAGAAGAAAAAUGUCGUUCCCGCCGAUAUUUCAUGGGUGGGGCGGGUAGUUGAAUUGCCUAAUGGGCACAUCCAAGUCAAGUGGGGUGAUGGUAGCAUGUCAACGGUAUUGCCCCAUGAGAUCAUUGUCGUCAAGGACGAGCACUACAUGGAGCUAUUGCUUGAAAUGGGCGACUGGGUAGAGGACGAUGGCAUCGAUGACGCACCCAAAGAACCGCUUGCUGCCAACACGGACAUUGAUCUUCAGAAUCUGGAUAAUGAUGUCGAAAGCGCCAGCCCGGCAAUGUCAAGGACAAGCCUUUUAGGUUUUUCAUUCCGGUCUUUGCUCCAAUUCACCAGCGACGUGGUAGCUCGCGGUAAAGGGUACCUGAUGAACUGGCCGCCCUCAUCGUUGUCACCAAGCUCAGAGUUACCUGCGCCCACAAAUGAUGAUAGUAUCGGUGGUGCUACAAUGGGGACCAACGGUGCUGAUGUAGAUUUGACCAGUCAUGGUUUUGCCGGGGGGACGAAGGCUGCAGAUGCUACCUGUUGCUGUGAUGAAUCGUUCAGCUUUCCACGUUUCGAUGUACUGCAGAUGAGCCCUCUGGAUCACCACUACCUUGAGACUACGGACCAGCUACCUCUGUCAUACCCGUCUGCCCCACCGCAAGUGUACUACCACUCCUUCGGCUUACGGCUCAAUCCCAACCUCUAUGAGUCUGGUACGGUGUGCCUCAGCUUGCUAAACACAUUCGGUGGCGAGGGCACCGAGGUCUGGUCCUCGACGACAUCAAGCCUCCUCCAAGUCGUUGUCUCCAUCCAGGGCCUUGUCCUCAAUGACCAACCAUACUACAAUGAGGCCGGCUAUGGAACACUGGUCGACAAACCAGAGGGUCGCCGCAAUGCGCUGCCCUACAAUGAGAAUGCUUACCUGCUUACCCUUCGGACCAUGCAACAUCUUUUACGUCGACCACCUCAGGGAUUUGAGGAAUUCAUUAAGGAACACUUCCGCCUUCGGGGAAGGUUUGUGCUCAGGACAUGCAAUGCGUGGUUGCAGGGAAAUAGUGUCGACAAUGCCCAUGACGCCGGAGCGAGUAGGAAGCGGUCAUGCUCGGCUGGGUUAAGGCUUGCACUCAACAACGUGGUGCCAAGCCUCAUGGCAGCCUUCACAGAGAUCGGAGCCGAGGGAUGCGAAGAGUACCAAUAG